UUUUUUUGUUUCGCUUUUCUAAUACUCCACUUUAUUUUUUUUUUUUUUACUCCAAAACAAAAAAAAUGCUUCUUAAGGCUAUUGCUAGACCCACUACUGUUAAUAAUAUCAAGCAGGUUGCUACUCGUUCUUUUGCUUCUCAAGCACCUACUAUUCCAACCCCUGCUCCUGCUGAACAAAAGUCUAUCUUCCCUAAGAAGUAUGGAGGUAAAUAUACCGUCACCAUGAUUCCUGGCGAUGGUAUUGGCCCCGAAAUUGCCAUGUCUGUUAAGGAUGUUUUCAAAGCCGCCAAUGUUCCUGUUGAAUUUGAACAAUAUGAUGUCUCUGGUUUGACCUCUGAAGACGAUAAACUUUUCCAAGAAUCCAUUGAAUCCCUUCGUCGCAAUAAGGUCGGUAUCAAGGGUACUCUUUAUACACCUACUUCUAAACUUGGACAUAAAUCCUUCAAUGUCAUGAUGCGUAAAGACCUCGAUAUGUAUGCCUCUCUUUCUCUCUGUAAAAAUGUACCUGGUGUCAAGUCUCGUUUAAGUAAUGUAGAUAUUGCCAUCAUCCGUGAAAAUACGGAAGGUGAAUAUUCUGGUUUAGAACAUCAGUCUGUCCCUGGUGUUGUUGAAUCUCUCAAGAUCAUUACUCGUGCUAAAACUGAACGUAUUGCUCGUUUCGCAUUUGAUUUUGCUAUCAAGAAUAAUCGUAAGAAGGUUACGAUUAUCCACAAGGCUAACAUUAUGAAAAUGGCAGAUGGUCUCUUUUUAAAGACGUGUCGUGAAGUCGCUAAGGAAUAUGCUCAUCACGAUAUUGAAGUGAAUGAUAUGAUUGUCGAUAAUACUGCUAUGCAACUUGUUUCUCGUCCUCAACAAUUCGAUGUUAUGGUUAUGCCCAACUUGUAUGGUAACAUUGUUUCCAAUGUUGGCGCUGGUUUAAUUGGUAGCCCUGGUUUGAUUCCUGGUUGUAAUAUUGGCCGUGAAUAUGCCAUGUUUGAACCUGGUUGCCGUCAUGUUGCACUUGAUAUUCAAAACCAAAAUAGUGCUAAUCCUACAGCUAUGCUUUUAUCAUCUGUUAUGAUGUUGAGACACUUGAAUUUGGAUGAACAUGCUAAUAGAAUUUCUUCUGCUGUUUAUGAAACUAUUAGAACGGAUGCUGCCAAGACAGUUGAUAUUGGUGGUACCAGUACACUUAAAGAAUUCACCAGCGCUGUUAUUUCCAGAUUGUAAAGAAAGAGAAAAGAGUUCUCUCUCUCUCUUCCUUUUUCUUUAUAUUAUCAUAAAUAAAAUAAAAAAAUAAAAAAAGUAUAAUUUAAGUAGUAGUAGAAAGGAUCAAC
This is a messenger RNA of Cokeromyces recurvatus, 1318 nucleotides long. RefSeq names its product isocitrate dehydrogenase, NAD-dependent. The transcript is spliced from 7 exons. The coding region runs from base 66 to 1211 and encodes 381 amino acids. NCBI's taxonomy places the organism in Eukaryota, Fungi, Mucoromycota, Mucoromycetes, Mucorales, Mucoraceae. Gene Ontology annotation, cellular component: mitochondrion. Gene Ontology annotation, biological process: isocitrate metabolic process; tricarboxylic acid cycle. Gene Ontology annotation, molecular function: NAD binding; magnesium ion binding; isocitrate dehydrogenase (NAD+) activity. The record is from RefSeq and is a predicted model, not a curated record.